Messenger RNA from Delphinapterus leucas (beluga whale), 3349 nucleotides. Lineage: Eukaryota; Metazoa; Chordata; Mammalia; Artiodactyla; Monodontidae. The record is from RefSeq and is a predicted model, not a curated record.
UUAAACUUGGUGAACUUCUGUGUAACCAACAAAUUCACAAAUUAAGCUUUGUGAAUUUAUUUCUAAAGUGUUUAAAAUCUAUUUUCGUGACUUAACAAAUCCGGUAUACUUACGUCAUGUCUUUGUUAACCAGGGGCUGUUCUGCGCUCGUGAGAUACAUCUCUGAGCGGAGCAUCUAAAGGCCUUUGAUGGUGAAAUCAAUGCCUUUUUGGACAAUAUGUUUGGACCUCGGGAUUCUCGAGUCAGAGGGUGGUUCAUGUUGGACUCCUACCUUCCUACCUUUUCUCUCACUGUCUUAUACCUGCUUUCCAUAUGGCUGGGCAACAGAUACAUGAGGAACAGACCUGCUCUUUCCCUCAGGGGCGUCCUCACCUUGUACAAUCUUGGAAUCACACUUCUCUCCGCGUACAUGCUGGCAGAGCUUAUUCUCUCCAGUUGGGAAGGAGGCUACAACUUACAGUGUCAGGAUCUUACCAGUGCAGGGGAAGCCGACAUCCGGGUAGCCGAAGUGUUAUGGUGGUACUACUUCUCCAAAUUAAUAGAGUUCCUGGACACGAUCUUUUUUGUGUUGCGGAAAAAAACCAGUCAGAUUACCUUUCUUCACGUAUACCAUCAUGCCUCUAUGUUUAACAUCUGGUGGUGCGUUUUGAACUGGAUACCUUGUGGGCAAAGUUUCUUUGGACCCACCCUGAACAGCUUCAUCCACAUCCUCAUGUACACUUACUAUGGCCUUUCCGUGUUUCCAUCUAUGCGCAAGUAUCUUUGGUGGAAGAAGUAUCUCACGCAGGCUCAGCUGGUGCAGUUCGUGCUCACCGUCACCCACACCAUGAGUGCUGUCGUGAGGCCCUGCGGCUUCCCCUUCGGCUGUCUCAUCUUCCAGUCUUCUUAUAUGCUGACGCUGGUCAUCCUGUUCUUAAACUUCUAUGUUCAGACAUACCGGAAAAAGCCCAUGAAGAAAGAUGGGGAAGACCCACAUGCAGGGCAAGAAGUUAAGAAUGGUUUUUCCAAAGCCUACUUCACUGCGACAAAUGGAAUAACAAACAAGAAAGCACAAUAAAUGCUGACAGUGAGGUGACGACUCUGCAGACCUCAGAACUGAUGCGACUUCUCUCCUUCCCGCACCGACCUAACCCCUCACCAGACGCUGUCUUGAUAAAGCCUUCUGCACCUACAAAGCCAGGACACAGGGAGCACUGUUUCUCACAGCACGUCAGCAAAUAAGAAGUUAGAGUUUUGUUCAGAUUUAAAACGUUUAAAACAAAAUGUUAACUGUCUUCUAAAUACAGGCUCUGCUCUAAUCUAUCUUUAGCAAUAACUCUCAGUACAUAAAGUAAUCAGUCCAUUUGUUCCUUUACGAAUCAACCCCAGAAAAUAUUCAAAUGGUCCCAUAAAUGGAAAACCCAGCAAAACUUUUCUCUCUUGUCGGUCUCUGGAGUGUCAAAUUCCCACAACUACUCCUAAUUCUCAACUUAGUGACAUGGUGAUAAAGUUUGUAUUUUUUUUUUUUUAUCUUUGAAGAAAAAUCUUCUACCAAACCUUCACAGCUCAGGGGCUUGGGUAGGAGUAGUUCCUCAGUUUUAAUUGGGUUUCCUUAAUUAUUCAUAUAUUCACAUCUACCUCCGAUGUUAAGGUGCCCCAGGUUAGGAUACAGAUGCAAUACUCAGUUUUAAAAGCAGGAACUGACUUGCCCAUUUCCUUUCUGACGAGGACUCGAGUCCAGUGGGCCCUUUUUCUUAGAAUGAUAUGUCACUGGACUAUCAGUAAGUCAGAAUUAACAGAGCAUUGGGGGCAAAACAGACAUUGAACUUGCCGACGAUUUCUUAUGAGCCUCCUUGUGAGUAUUAUCCCCAAAUACUUGCUGUCACUCUUUGCAGGUUACGUUAUUGAAAAUAGGAAAAGAGGGCUAUGGGAAGGUUCUGGGAACGAGCCACAACGAAAAGCACCGGUUUGGCAAACUCGGCACUUCCUUUCCCUGCUCCAAGUAACACGAGCUCCACUGAGAAGCACGGGAAGGUUAGCAGGACCCUCUCCCUUCUCCCAGCGGUGGGGCUCUUACUUACUAUUAAAUUGUCCCAAGAAUGGAAACUGAGGAUGUUUUCUGAAGAUCUGAAGAUUGAUACACUGUAAAAUUUUUAUACCCUAUAAAACAAGAUUUGCCAACGUUGACGCUUUAUCUUCUUUCCUACCUUAUUUUAAGAAGUUUGUAGGUCAUAACAUGGAUAUCAGAGGCUUAAGUGCCAGAAGGGCAUUUUCACCAUUGCCCCAACACAUUAUUACAGUCUGUUUGGGAACGACUUUGUCCUUUUGGGGGCAUGUCUUUUUUUUAUGAGUAUCUGGGAAAAAAAAUUUUUUUAAACUACAGGAAAACAACACAACACACUUCGGUACUGACACAUACACUGAGGAAACCAACUCUGCUGUUUCCUGUAAAAGCCCCUUGGGAUUCUGCUGCACUGAAAGGUGACUGACUUUAGUCCAGUCGUCACGGUGAGGGCAUCGUGCCCUGUAGCCCCUUCUCUGCCAGUUGACCCACUUCUACCGAACAGACAUCUUCUAACAGACAUCUUCUGUCUGAUGCCCCCUUACUCUUGGAUCUUUCUAAAUAGCUUUUUAAAACUGACUUGCUUUAGGGUGCUUAAUCUCCGCUUCCAUCACAUCAUACCUGCACGGUUAUACGUCUCGUUCUCUCCCAGAAACUCCCUUUAAAACCAAGGGCUCGCUUCAAGCAUGGCUCAGCACUCCUCUGUGACAAAACCCACGACAGACUGAGGACGAAGCACCCUGGAGCAGCUGGGCUCUAGUUCAGUUUUACGUCUCAGACAUGAGCUAAAAUCUGUUACCAAAGUGCACUCACCGCAGGUAAAAAUGAGACUCAGAAGACAGACGUCACUGGUCAGUCACUGGCUCCAGCUUAUGUUUAAUCGUCAGUGAGGCCCUGGGCUCACCACUUGGCCUCAUGCCUGCAGUUCUGGAUGCUUUGAUGGGCUUCAUAUCUGCACAACACGGAGGGCAGCAUCCUUCAGCCAAAGGAGAAAGCCCAGGCAGCUGGAAACCUCUCUGAUCAAAGGAAAAAACUUGGUUAGUUUACACUUUCAAGCUCAGAUUUGGCUAGAGGUUUCAGGAUGCUUAUUUCCAACUUGGUCUUUAAUUCUAGAGAAGCUUAAUGAAACUUAUUGCCUUAAACCAUUCAAGGGCUGGUAAAAAAAAAAAAAAAUACAGAGCUAUAUAAAGUCUUAGUCACAAAAAUUGAGUCAGGUAAAUGUCUUCACCUGUUUCUAAGUGUUACAAUUUUAAACGUUUACUUUUAACGUGAUUUUCCUAAAGCACAGCUUUAAAAAAAAUCUGUAUA